Messenger RNA from Tuber melanosporum (Perigord truffle), 1886 nucleotides. RefSeq lists its product as uncharacterized. The record is from RefSeq and is a predicted model, not a curated record. Gene Ontology annotation, biological process: regulation of G protein-coupled receptor signaling pathway. The transcript has 4 exons. Lineage: Eukaryota; Fungi; Ascomycota; Pezizomycetes; Pezizales; Tuberaceae. The coding region runs from base 90 to 932 and encodes 280 amino acids.
CAACAAAGUGAGGAGCAAGACAGACAGACACACCGUAGCCCACACCAAUAUAAACCUCAUACCACCCCCGCCCCCCUCCUCUUUUGACAAUGGAAGAGUUCAACGAUUUGAAGAGCGAAGCACGAGCAAAGCACCAUCCGGAAGACGACUCUGAAAGCCCUUCAGAACCCGAUAGCGAUAGCGAGACCGUACGCCUGAACAGAGCAGAGAAAGAAGAGAAGGGGCAAUCAGUUGGUGGCAGUAUUCCGGGAACUGGUGAUCGAGAUAUGAUGUUCAAGCAUUCUUCACACUUAUCUGGGAGUUUCCAGACUGGCGUUAAAGGUGUCCUCUCGGACGCAAUAUCCUUCGAAUCUGCCCUGCGUAAGGAAAAGCUACAAAAGUCCACAAACACAAUUCACAUCGGGUACUCCCAAUCGUCCCGACCACGAGGGACCUCCUCUCCGCCGAGAGUUAAGGACCUCAACAGCGAUGUCGAGAGCGGCGAGGAAGACUUCGUGAGGACAUGGCGCAAGAACCGGAUGCAGGAGCUUAAAACCGGCCAGUCGAAUACUCGCCGGCACUCACCUAGCAAACGUAAGUACGGCCGUGUGGAGGUCGUCGAUGCGGUGGGAUACUUGGACGCUGUGGAGAGGGUGUCAUCGGAGACAAUUGUUGUGGUUACUAUUUACAAUGAUAAGUCGGAGGAAUCCCGUUUCGUGGAAGACUGCUUGAACACACUGGCUCGCCGGUACACCACUACGAGAUUUGUGAAAUUGCACCAUAACGAGGCGGAAAUGGACGUGGCUGCCGUGCCCGCUGUAUUGGCGUACAAGGGUGGGGAAUUGUUUGCCAAUAUUAUGAGGAUUGUUGACGAGAUUCCUUCCGGGAGGAGUCUCAGUACUGAUAGUUUGGAGCUGGUUCUCCGAAGAGCGAAUGUUUUGCACAAGGAUUAGAGUGUCGCAGAGACACUAACAAAGGCUAUUUUUACUGUUUUUUCUAUUAUUAUUAUUAUUCAUUUUACUCUCUCGUUCGACUUGGUGGCUGUUUUACGACGUUUACCACUGGAGAAUAAGCUCCCAUAACAGAUCUCUACCCGAAAUUCUCUUUCGCUCAAUCGACCAACUUUUCAUUCCUCGCAUCUCCCUCCUUUCCCUUAUCCUUGUCAUCUCGCUAUCUCAAUAACGGCCCUUGAAUGCAUAGCAAGGCUUGACGUAACUAACUACGGUACCUUCCUGGGCGUUUUUUUUUUUCCUUUUCUUUACAGUAUCUAUAAAUCCGGUACAAGUUAUUUUUCUGGUCUAAAGGGGUUGCUUGUUUGCUCAUUCUAUCUUGUCUUUCCUUCCUUUUUUGUUUGGGUCGCCAUAUCAUGAUACCGUACUUGAACCACGUUUCUUACUUAAUGCACGUGAUAUACGAGUACCUCUGUCCUUCCCCUCUCCUUAUUUUGUAUGAGUACCAUAUUUGGGACUUGCAGCGAUUUAAUACGUGCCGCACAGUGACGUUAAGUUGCGUUACUCGAGUACAUGCAGCCUUGUCCUCUCUUUGCUUGAUGAACGGGGUAGUUGCCGCGGUCGGCGUAGUCGAGACUGGUGCAGGGUACUUGUACUCGAGUACAGUACGAGUAACUUACUUGUAGCACUGGUUUACCUUAACCGCUCGGAUUUGAUAUUAUAUUUUCUUUUUCUGCUUUCUUUUUCAUUUCUCAUUUCUUUUCUUCCCUAUGAGAUAGAGUGUAACUAUACGGUACUCGGACUUACUUGUAUAGGUAUUUGCAUCGUUAUACUCUGAAACAUUAUAGACUUUUUUUUACAUGAUUUUCUUGUUUUGGUCGGGGGAAUUUUUUCUUUCUUUUCUGCUUUCCUCGAGUACGAUGGCUGGUUUAGAGUCAAGUUACCCUAUGAACUCGA